Lacerta agilis (Sand lizard) is the source of this 2178-nucleotide messenger RNA. RefSeq names its product insulin like growth factor 2 mRNA binding protein 1 (gene IGF2BP1). The coding region runs from base 156 to 1895 and encodes 579 amino acids. NCBI's taxonomy places the organism in Eukaryota, Metazoa, Chordata, Lepidosauria, Squamata, Lacertidae. Gene Ontology annotation, biological process: regulation of gene expression; nervous system development. Gene Ontology annotation, molecular function: mRNA 3'-UTR binding. The transcript has 15 exons. The record is from RefSeq and is a predicted model, not a curated record. Gene Ontology annotation, cellular component: cytosol; cytoplasm; nucleus.
UUUUUUAAAGAAUCUGUUGAAAGUUUCACACCCACCCAACUACCAUCGCCCUCCUUUCUCCACCCCGGUGUGUGAGAUAAUAUUUUUCCCUCCCACCUCCCGUGACUCCCUCCCUUUUUGGACCUACCCCACAUUUUGUGCAAAACGCAUCAGCCAUGAACAAGCUGUAUAUUGGGAACCUCAACGAGAACGUGACUCCGGCGGAUCUGGAGAAAGUCUUCAACGACCACAAGAUCUCCUUCAGUGGCCAGUUCUUGGUGAAAUCUGGCUACGCCUUUGUCGACUGCCCAGAUGAGCAAUGGGCCAUGAAAGCCAUCGAAACUUUUUCUGGCAAAGUGGAGCUGCAUGGAAAACAACUUGAGAUUGAACACUCAGUACCUAAAAAGCAAAGGAGCCGCAAAAUUCAGAUAAGAAACAUCCCCCCUCAGUUACGAUGGGAGGUAAGUGAGGUUCUGGAUGGUUUGCUAGCUCAGUAUGGUACUGUGGAAAACUGUGAACAAGUGAAUACUGACAGUGAGACGGCGGUUGUCAACGUCACCUACUCCAACCGGGAACAGACCAGACAAGCCAUUAUGAAACUUAAUGGGCACCAACUGGAAAACCACGCACUGAAGGUCUCCUACAUCCCCGAUGAACAAACUGUGCAGGGUGCAGAGAAUGGGCGCCGAGGGGGUUUUGGAUCGCGGGGCGCCCCGAGGCAAGGUUCACCCGUGGCUUCAGGAGCACCCGUGAAACAGCAGCCGGUAGACAUUCCCCUCCGCCUUCUCGUUCCCACCCAGUAUGUGGGAGCCAUCAUUGGCAAAGAAGGUGCCACCAUCCGCAACAUCACCAAGCAGACGCAGUCCAAAAUCGACGUGCACCGGAAGGAAAACGCUGGGGCAGCAGAGAAAGCGAUCAGUAUCCAUUCGACCCCAGAGGGCUGUUCUGCCGCUUGCAAGAUGAUUUUGGAAAUCAUGCAGAAGGAGGCAAAAGACACCAAGACGGCUGAUGAAGUGCCCCUGAAAAUACUAGCCCAUAACAACUUUGUGGGACGGCUGAUCGGCAAAGAAGGCCGCAACUUGAAGAAGGUGGAGCAGGACACAGAGACAAAGAUCACCAUCUCUUCGCUGCAGGAUUUAACCCUGUACAACCCUGAAAGGACCAUCACUGUGAAAGGCUCCAUUGAGAACUGCUGCAAAGCAGAGCAAGAGAUCAUGAAGAAAGUGAGAGAAGCCUAUGAGAACGAUGUGGCAGCUAUGAGUCUACAGUCGCACCUGAUACCUGGUCUGAACCUAGCUGCCGUUGGCCUCUUUCCUGCCUCUUCCAAUGCAGUGCCUCCUCCCCCAAGUAGUGUCUCUGGUGCAGCCCCAUACAGCUCUUUUUUGCCUCCUGAGCAAGAGACAGUCCACGUCUUCAUUCCUGCCCAGGCUGUGGGUGCGAUCAUCGGCAAGAAAGGACAGCACAUCAAACAGCUCUCCAGAUUCGCAAGUGCCUCCAUCAAGAUUGCUCCUCCAGAGACGCCAGAUUCCAAAGUGCGAAUGGUGAUAAUCACUGGACCACCAGAAGCCCAAUUCAAGGCUCAAGGGCGGAUUUAUGGCAAACUUAAAGAAGAAAACUUUUUUGGCCCCAAAGAAGAAGUGAAGCUAGAGACACACAUCCGAGUCCCCGCUUCGGCUGCAGGAAGAGUCAUUGGCAAAGGAGGCAAAACGGUCAAUGAGCUGCAGAACCUGACAGCAGCAGAAGUAGUUGUCCCGCGGGACCAAACUCCCGAUGAGAAUGAGCAAGUCAUUGUCAAAAUCAUCGGACACUUCUACGCCAGCCAGAUGGCACAACGCAAAAUACGCGAUAUCCUCGCUCAGGUGAAACAACAGCAUCAGAAGGGGCAGAACAGCCAGACGCAAACACGGAGGAAAUAGGAGGUUUCUUUACCCUGGGUGUGUGAAAGAGAAAACAAAAGAGAGAGAGAGAGAGAGAGGAAGUGAUGGACGAACGGACAACAUUGACAACGGAUGAAACAAAGCCAAGCCAAAAGAGUGAUGAGCUGUUGAUGCAGAACCCUAAGAGUGGCUGGGAAUCAGUUUACCGUAGGCGGGCAUUAGUAACUUUCUUGUAGACGGGUGACUUAAUGUCUCACUAGCCAAAGGCAGUGUGCGAUUGGCUCCUCGGUCAUGCUGUGUGUAUAUAUAAUAUAUAUAUGUG